UCCCACUUCAAAGAAGAAAAAAAAGCAAGCGCUUCCGUCCCCGUACCCUUCCCCCGUCGUCACCUCCAUCUCUGCACACGCGCAAUCUCUCACCGCAUCUCCGGCGACCACCGACCACCUCCGGCCACCGCUACUCCUUCCCUCUCCUGCGAUGGCGCCGCGCGCCGGCGGUCAGACCUACGGCUUCCCCAUCUACUGCGCCUCCUGGCUCCCACUCGCACACAUCAUCAAGCCCUCCCCAUCCGCCGACGGCGUCGUGGAUGCGGACGCGUCCCCGGCCCUGCCCUCCCCACCUCCGCCCCCCAUGGUGGCCCUUGGCGGAGGCGGAGGCGAGGGCCGGAGCGGCGUGCCCAACGCGCUGGUCGUCGCCGCCCUCGCCCCCGCCGCUGCAGCAGGGGCGCCUCCAGCGCUCUCCCCCGAGCCGGUGUUCAGGCUGGGGACAGAGGAGCAGGUGCCAUACAGGAUGGCCGUACACCCCCGCGGCGAUGGCGUCCUCUGCGCCUUCCCCAACGGCUGCAGGUUGGUGCAGUGGGAAUCACCAGAAGGAGAAGGUCCACAUAGCCUAGUUUUGAGAUCUGACCAGGAGGCUUUAGUGAAGCUAAAGGAUGUUGGUUUACAGUUGGCUGUGUCAUUCAGUGGAGAGGGUUCAAUACUUGCCACUGGUGGCGAGGAUGGACAUUUGCGGGUCUUCAAAUGGCCUGGCAUGGAAACCAUUAUUGAAGAUCCUGAUGCUAAAACAUCUGUUAAGGAUCUUAGUUUCAGUUCCGAUGAGAAGUUUCUAGUUGUGAACAGGAGCAGUGGCCCAUCUAGAGUGUGGGAUUUAAAGUCAUCUGAAGCUGUGGCUAAUCUGCCAAGAGAACAAGGAGAAAUAUUUGGCUUCUGCCGAUUUUCUACUAAGUCUGACAAUAGUCAGGUUCUCUUUGUUACAGCAAUGCAAGGUGAUUACGGGAAAAUAAUAUCUUGGAAUACUACCUCAUGGACAAGAAUUGGAUCAAAGAAAGUAACUCGUGAUGCGAUUUCAGCUUUUUCAGUCUCGCCUGAUGGUACACUUCUAGCAAUUGGAACUAUUGAGGGAAGCAUCAGUGUUCUAGGUUCAAGAGACAUGCGAGUGGUUGUAACAGUUAAAAAGGCGCAUCUUGGCAUUGUUACUACAUUAGCGUUUUCUCAAGAUUCAAGGGCCUUGCUGUCGACUUCCUUUGACUCAACCGCAAGGGUGACAUCGACUGAAUCACCCAAGAGUGAUGGUAUAAGCCUCUGGUCCAUGGUACUGGCUAUUAUACUCGCAAUUUUGGUAUAUUACUAUAUGCAGCACAAAGAAGAUCUCUUGGCAAUGUUGCCACAAUGAAAAUUUUGUUCAGCAUCUACUGAUAUCUCACUGCUUACCUCUGAUUAUCUGAUCUUGCACUGGAGAUGAAUGUUGUAUCGUGUCGGAGUUAGAGCAAUUUUUGUAUUUAGGUGAAAGAAAAACGACUCAAAAGCGUCCAGAUCCUUUUUAUCAUGUCACGCUGGUAUAAGAAGGCCAUCCUCUCCUGGUUUGUACAAUUGGUGGCCAUUUAUGAGUUAUACUAUAUAUAGGAGUAUAUGAUAACUUGUGCUAUGCAAUAUAGCUAUGGUUUAUGCUA
This is a messenger RNA of Triticum urartu, 1622 nucleotides long. Its product is annotated as SEC12-like protein 2. The record is from RefSeq and is a predicted model, not a curated record. Lineage: Eukaryota; Viridiplantae; Streptophyta; Magnoliopsida; Poales; Poaceae. Gene Ontology annotation, molecular function: guanyl-nucleotide exchange factor activity; protein binding. Gene Ontology annotation, biological process: endoplasmic reticulum to Golgi vesicle-mediated transport. Gene Ontology annotation, cellular component: endoplasmic reticulum membrane.